Messenger RNA from Nymphalis io (European peacock), 1205 nucleotides. RefSeq names its product lipase member H-like. Gene Ontology annotation, biological process: lipid metabolic process. Gene Ontology annotation, molecular function: lipase activity. The record is from RefSeq and is a predicted model, not a curated record. The transcript has 6 exons. Bases 131 to 1102 code for a protein of 323 amino acids. Lineage: Eukaryota; Metazoa; Arthropoda; Insecta; Lepidoptera; Nymphalidae.
UUGCAUAGUUAAUAUCUCAAUAGUUAAACGUUAUCUAACCAAUUAUGAGAUAAUCUAAAUUGUAGUUGUUAUAUUGUCUUUCAAUAUUAUUAUAGUUUUAUGUACGUCAGUGACAAUUUGUUUUGGAAACAUGAAGCAACUUGCAUUAUUAGCUUCAAUCAUAUCAGUUUGUUUCGCAAAUAUUCUCAAAGAUUCAAAAGAACGUUAUCAAGAGGGAGAUCGUUACUUUCUCUUUCCUGGCGAUGGAGAUGGUCAGCUACAUCUCGUUGAUAUUAAAGCGCCAAUUGACAAUCGUAUCAUCAAAUCAUCCCGACACCCAAGCAACAACAACUAUUGGCUAUUUACCAGAUCUCACCCCACAGUAGCAGAAAUUCUCGUGUACGAUGACGUCAACAGUAUUAAAAGCUCUGAUUUUAAUAUGGAAAAAACUACAGUAUUUCUCGUUCACGGCUGGCUUGGAAAUGGAAAUAAUGAAAUGAAUAAAAUACUUACAAAAGCGUUUUUGGAAAAUGACGAUGUCAAUGUCAUAGUUUUCGAUUGGAGCGAAUUAGCCGGUCACAACUACAUAACAGCGAAGAAUGGUGUUGCCGCUUUAGGAGAAGGUCUUGGCACGUUCAUUAAUUGGCUUGUAUCAUUAGGAGCUUCCUAUGAUAGGAUGCAUCUUGUGGGAUUCAGUCUCGGAGCCCACAUUGUGGGUAACGCAGGUCGUUCUACUCAUUCUCAAGUUAAGAGAAUAACAGCCCUAGACCCUGCCGGUCCAUUGUGGAAGAAAGAUGCAAAUCGUCUAAAAAAUACCAAUGCACGAUAUGUCGAAGUAAUUCACACAAAUACCUUUAUGUUUGGUUAUAUGGAUCCAUUGGGUGACGCCGAUUUCUAUCCGAAUGGAGGUUCGAGUAUGCCAGGUUGCUUGAUCAACGUUUGUUCCCAUAGCAAAGGUUACGAGUACAUGGCGGAUUCGGUGAAAUAUAACAACCUUAACGCUAAUGAAUGCAAUAAUUUAAACGAUGUAAAAAGAAACCGCUGUAAUGGAGAUCUUUACCCAAUGGGCAAUAGCGAUUUAAAUAAGUCGCGGUCGGGAAUUUUUCGCGUCAACACGAAAUGAAUAUAUAAAUUAAAUGAAAUGUUAUUUUUUAAUUAUUCUUAAAAACAAAUCUUUAAGUAUCAAAUGUAAAUAUAAUCAUAAUAAAAACUGGAUCUGAUAUAAA